Molecule: messenger RNA, 553 nt
Organism: Exaiptasia diaphana
Lineage: Eukaryota; Metazoa; Cnidaria; Anthozoa; Actiniaria; Aiptasiidae
Product: protein KRI1 homolog
Exons: 6
Biological process (GO): endonucleolytic cleavage in ITS1 to separate SSU-rRNA from 5.8S rRNA and LSU-rRNA from tricistronic rRNA transcript (SSU-rRNA, 5.8S rRNA, LSU-rRNA)
Cellular component (GO): 90S preribosome; nucleolus
Source: RefSeq, a predicted model, not a curated record
AUGGCGGACGAGAAGAAAGAAUUCACGUUUUCAAUAAACAAAGAUUUUGCGAAGAAAUUUGAGAAGAACAAGCGACGAGCAGAGCUCGAACAUUUAAAAGCAAAGUAUGGCGAUGYKAAGUCAGACUCAGAUUCAAGCUCUUCAGAGACAGAGGACGAAGAUGCCAAGGAAGUCACAUCACAAAAAGAAAAAGAGUUCCUAACUGUUUUGUCGCUGCUAAAGGAAAAAGAUCCAAAGAUCUACGACAAAAAUGCACACUUCUAUGAGAGUGAGAGUUCCUCUGAAAGUGACGAAACUGAGAAGAAACCUGCUAAACCAGUUUAUUUGAAAGACUAUGAAAGACAACAACUUAUUGAAAAAGGAAGUUUUAAGAAAGCUGUUAUGGAAAAAAGUGAUGAUGAAGAUGACUUUCUUAGUGUUAGAAAGAAAACAGAGCAAGAGAAGGAUGCUCUUCAGAGAUAUUGGAAUGAUCCCAGCCUUGAUGAAGAUGAGCAGUUUUUGAAAAAUUACAUUCUUGACCAAGGAUACAAGGAUAAAGAUGACAUAAGGUCAA